This is a messenger RNA of Aegilops tauschii subsp. strangulata, 1371 nucleotides long. Its product is annotated as glyoxylate/succinic semialdehyde reductase 2, chloroplastic. Gene Ontology annotation, cellular component: chloroplast. The record is from RefSeq and is a predicted model, not a curated record. NCBI's taxonomy places the organism in Eukaryota, Viridiplantae, Streptophyta, Magnoliopsida, Poales, Poaceae. Gene Ontology annotation, molecular function: NADP binding; oxidoreductase activity; NAD binding.
GGCACAGCCGCCUCGCGUCGGGCUCGCACCCUGUCCCAGAUCACGAUUUGCCACCGCGAAUCCGCGACCACCAGCAGCUGCAACUUCGUCAUCGCGUAGCUCGAAUCUUAUCCCGCUUAUUAUCUGCAGCCAUGGCCGCGGCCAGCUUCCUCCUAAGCCCCAGGGUGACGCUGCCCCUGCGCCGAGGAUCCCGCCUCCUCGUGUCCUGCUCCGCCACUUCGUCAUCCUCCUCGUCAGAUGCUGCUGGAGGGGUGGGAUUCCAGGGAAGGGUGGGAUUCCAGGGAAGGGUGGGGUUCUUGGGCCUCGGGAUCAUGGGCGCCCCCAUGGCAUCAAACCUCAUGAAGGCUGGUUGUGAUAUUACAGUUUGGAACAGAACCAAGAGCAAGUGCGAUCCUCUUCUCAGCCUCGGUGCCAAGUUUGAAUCUUCACCCGCCAGAGUUGCAUCAUCUUGUGAUGUCACCUUUGCAAUGCUUGCUGACCCAGAAAGCGCGUUUGAGGUUGCAUGCGGCGCUAAUGGAGCCGCAGAAGGGAUGGCCGCAGGGAAAGGGUAUGUCGAUGUGUCGACAGUCGAUGAUGCAACAUCUAAGCUAAUCGGCAAACGUAUUACAAGUACUGGGGCAUCUUUUCUCGAGGCUCCAGUUUCAGGCUCAAAAAAGCCAGCAGAAGAUGGACUGCUGAUCUUUCUUACUGCAGGUGAUGAAUCCUUGUACAAGAGAGUGGCGCCCCUACUUGAUGUCAUGGGCAAGUCAAGAUUUUAUCUUGGGGAUGUCGGGAAUGGCGCAGCAAUGAAGCUCGUGGUUAAUAUGGUGAUGGGGAGCAUGAUGGUCUCCUUUGCAGAAGGGCUACUCCUGAGUGAAAAAGUGGGGUUAGACCCGAAUACUGUCGUCGAGGUUAUUUCACAAGGUGCUAUCAAUGCUCCCAUGUUCUCCCUCAAGGGCCCUUCCAUGGUUAAAGCUGCAUACCCUACUGCCUUUCCCCUGAAACAUCAGCAGAAGGAUCUAAGGCUGGCGCUGGCCCUGGCAGAAUCGGUGUCCCAGCCCAUUCCUACAGCUGCAGCUGCAAACGAGCUGUACAAGGUAGCCAAAUCGCUGGGCCUCGCCGACCAGGACUUCUCCGCGGUCAUUGAGGCGCUCAAGGCUGAAAUGCAGAGCUCGCAGCACUAGAUAUUGUUUCUUCAGCCGGCCAAGUUUGAGUGUGGCAUUCAAAUGUAUUCGCCCAUCUUGUCUCUUUUGCGGACAUAUAAAUGUGCUUGUUUUACAGGCAGAGUGUAUACAGAAAUGUAAAAUGAAUAUAUACAGAAUAUCAACCCUUGCAAAGGGGGAAAGGGUAUCGAUAUUUUUGGUAUGUUUGUAAUUAAGUUUGGUUAUCGCA